Lasiosphaeria miniovina is the source of this 2031-nucleotide messenger RNA. RefSeq names its product serine carboxypeptidase S28-domain-containing protein. The transcript is spliced from 7 exons. The coding region runs from base 1 to 1590 and encodes 529 amino acids. Gene Ontology annotation, molecular function: serine-type exopeptidase activity; dipeptidyl-peptidase activity. Gene Ontology annotation, biological process: proteolysis. The record is from RefSeq and is a predicted model, not a curated record. Lineage: Eukaryota; Fungi; Ascomycota; Sordariomycetes; Sordariales; Lasiosphaeriaceae.
AUGAAGCUCUCGCCGGGAGUGACGCUGCCGUUCGCGGCGUGGAUCGCGCCCAAGACGGCGCUGAGGGGUGCGCCCGAGGUGGCGGCGGCGUCGUCCGACAGCAGCAAAGGUGGCCCGCCGCCAUUCUUCAGCAAGGCCGAGGCGCGGCCGGGCGUGUCGUGCGACUGGUUCACGCAGCCCGUCGACCACGACCACCCCAACGGCACCCUGGGCACGUGGACGCAGCAGUAUUGCGUCAGUCGCGAGUGGUGGGCCGGGCCGGGGUCUCCGGUCGUCAUCAUGACGCCCGGCGAGGUGCCCAUGGUCGGCUCCGUGUCGCCGGGGCUGGGGUACACAUUCGUCGACAACACGACCAUGGUCGGCAUGUACGCGCAGGCGAUCGGCGCCGCGACGGUGGUGCUGGAGCACCGGUUCUUUGGCAGCUCGUCGCCCUUUGACGGCAUGGACUCCGAGACGCUGCAGUACCUGACGAUGGAGCAGGCGGCGGCUGACGUGGUCAACUUUGCGAGGACCAUCGUCUUUCCCUUCGACUUGAAUCAGUCGAGCGUGGCCACGAAGGCUCCAUGGGUCUACUGGGGCGCGUCGUACUCGGCGACGCUCGGCAGCUGGAUCGAGCACUUCCACCCGGGGGCGUUCUUCGCGUUCCACCUGAGCAGCGCGACGGUCGAGGCCAACUCCAACAACUGGUACUACUACGACGCGAUCCGCGAGGGCAUCAACUCGAAGCGCAACGACACGGCGAGCGUGAGCGGGGGCUGCAGUCUCGCGUUCAGCAACGUCGUCAAGUUCGUCGACAGCUUCCUGCUCGCCCCGACGCGCAACGCGACCCAGGUCGAUGCGCUGAAGCAGUUCUUCGGCGCCACGUUCCCCAUCGAGGACGACGACUUUGCCUACGACACUCAGGCCGUGCAGGACGACAUUCUCGGCACAAUACCCGGAGUGGUGACAAACUAUGCGGCUUAUUUUAAGCAGAACUUUCGCGAUUCAACGUGCACCUACUUCGACGUCUGGGGCCAAGAGGACCCGCUGUGGUGCCUGAACACGCACGACUUGUUGAACCCCUUCUUCGAGGCCCGGACACUGGGCAACCCAUGGCGGACCUGGUACUGGCUGCUGUGUAACGAACCCAUCGCGUCGUGGGCGACAGGGGCGCCGGCCGGAAAGCUGUCGCUUGUGUCGCGCAAGAUCGACUCGACGUAUUGGCAGCGGCAGUGCGAGAUGCACUUCCCCGAGACCAACGGCCAGGAGUACGGGAGCGCCAUGGGCAAGACACCCGACACGCUCAACAAGGCGACAGGCGGAUGGCUGCGGAACUCGACGCGCGUCAUCUACACCACCGGCGAGUUCGACCCGUGGCGAUCAACCACCAUGUCCAGCGAGAUCCGACCCGGGGGGCCGCUCAAGUCAAGCGAUAAUGUAGCCGUGUUCCUCAUCAAAAACGCCCAGCACGGCGACGAGGCCUUCACUGCCCGGGGUCUAGAAAGCAGCAGGACGAGGAUCAACCCGUACGUCCAAGAGGUACAGGACAAGUCGGUCGAAAUCAUGAAGAAGUGGAUUUCCCAGUACAAAGCUCCAACGGCAGGCACAUAGGAUGGCGUGGGUCGCUCCAUGGGGUGGAAUUGUGCUCUUUGGAUUUCUCCGACGGUGUUCCGUCCGUUCCGCAGGAUAAUGAUGAUGACACAGCAAGACAAACAUCGUCGAGUGUGUGACUAUGUGUUGACCUUCUCGCCGACCGCGUCUAAAAAUGGGUAGAUGAUGGUGCACAGGGCUUGUAGAAAACAAUCUGGGGCAGGGAGCGACCGACCACUUGGCAUCCCAAUCUGAUCUUCGGCACCUCGAUGUGCAAGAGAACCAGUGAGCGAACCGACACCACGCCAUGCAUCCCCUACCCAAAGCAAUCGCCAGGUCUGUAAUGGGUGUAUAGCAAAGUAGGCACUAGCCCUGUAUUUAAUGCGCAAUGAUAGCGAAUCAGAGAGCAAUCUAGAUUUCUUGCCCUGAAACCCAGUCAUUGUGACGGCUGGUCCUUGUAUG